This is a messenger RNA of Cordyceps militaris CM01, 1413 nucleotides long. Its product is annotated as amidase family protein. The transcript is spliced from 8 exons. NCBI's taxonomy places the organism in Eukaryota, Fungi, Ascomycota, Sordariomycetes, Hypocreales, Cordycipitaceae. Bases 1 to 1413 code for a protein of 470 amino acids. The record is from RefSeq and is a predicted model, not a curated record.
AUGGCUCUCAACAUCAACCCAUUGACGGCUACCGCCUCGCAGCUUCAGGCUAAGCUCACUCAGAAGUCCGUCACGAGUCAGCAGCUCGUCAAGCUCUAUCUUGCCCAUAUCGCUAAAUACAACGGUUAUCUGAAAGCGGUGCUUGCCGUCGCGCCUGAGGACCUGCUAGAUAGAGCUGCGGCUAAGCUCGAUGACGAGCGAGCUAACGGCCACGUUCGCGGCCCGCUCCAUGGGAUUCCCAUUCUUAUCAAGGACAACAUCGCGACAUCCCCUGACUUCGGAUUGCCAACAACUUGCGGCAGCCUUGCACUUAAAGGAUGGUCCGCAGUGGGAGGACAAACCCAGUCGGCAUACGUUCGCGGUGGGUUCUCCCAUGCUAACGAUACCAGUGGUGGCCACAGCAACCCUGGGGGGUCUUCUUCUGGCUCUGCUGUUGCAGUUAGUGCCGGAAUGUCUCCUUUUUCUAUUGGCACUGAAACCAUGGGUUCUCUCAUCAUGCCUAGUGAUAGAGCUGCGCUCUUUACUAUCAAGCCCACCCUCAAGAUUGUCCCUCAGGAUGGCAUUAUUCCGGUUACGCUCGAGGCAGAUUCUGCUGGGCCAAUGACUAAAUCUGUUUUAGACCUGGCCAAUCUUCUCGACAUACUUGUGGACCCGUCCCGUACAUCCGUGCCAGAAGGGGGUUACAAGAGUGCUGUGAACAACUCUUGGGGGGAUAUACGCAUUGGAUACUUGGAUCCAGAACAAUGGCUAUUCCCAACAAAGAUUGUGAAGUACGAGAAAGAUGCUACUGAUCAAAUGCUGCGAGAAUGGAACGCGGCCUGUGAGAAACUCAAGUCUGUUGCCAAAGUCGUGAAGCCCGUGAAACUUCUCUCAGUCGCAGAAUCCUCACAGGACGGCAAGAGAGACAUUUGGGAUGCUUUUCACACAACCUUCAAGGCCCUCUUGGAGGAAUAUCUUCAAGGUGUUGACGAUUGUAAAGUCCGUACGCUGAAGGAACUUAUCGAGUUCAAUGAAGCGCAUGCAGCAGAGGAACUGCCCCCCAGUGCGGCAAAUCAAGCUGGCCUCAUCAGAGCCUUGAACGCCACCAUGGAUCCAGACGAAUAUCGCAAAUUGAUAGACGAAGCUCGUAUCACUUGCGGCGAGAAAGGGAUUGACAGGGUGUUGGAAGAGAAUGAGGUUGACAUCAUCCUUGGACCGGGUGAUGGGCCCAUGUUCGUCAUUGCUGGCACUGCGGGAUACCCAGUCGCAUCGCUACCUCUUGGGUACCUAGACUUCAACGGAAGACCAUUUGGGAUGCAGAUCACAGCCAGAGCGCAUGAGGACGCACUUCUAAUCCAGGCGCAAAGCGCAUGGGAGGCAACCUUUUCCCCGCGCCAGCCUCCGCAGUUGGAUGAAAUUGUGGCUUGGUCCUGA